GAGUAGUGUACUAUUGUGAUUUAGUGAUGCCAAGUUUAUUAUUUUUGUUGGUUUUCUCAGUAAUAAGUUCUAAAGGGGCUAUUAGUCAAAAACUCUAUAUAGUGCUGAGAUCAAACGAUGAGACCUUCACGAUAGCAGAUAAAGGGGUAUAUCAAUUUACAGAAAAUGAGAGAGCUUCUAUGGACUGCGUCUUAGACUGCAGUGCAUGCUUAGAUGAAAAUUACUACAUCCUACACUUUUAUUUAGAUGGAAAUGGAAUUAGUAAAAUUUAUACUGUCAAAGCAAAUUCUACAGUAAAAUUAUCAUCGACGUUCACACUUCACAAAAAUGCUAAAGAGAUAAUUUGCAACGCCACAUACCUAGAUUUUCAUAACGGAAGUCCGAAUGGGUCGAUAGUAAAACUCCAGUUAUUAUUGCCAAACCGCCAAGACAACCCACGUAAAGGAAAACAAAUAGACCCACCACGGUUUGAAUCGCCAAAGAUAUCCCCUGGCGUGUUCACAGACACCGGUGCGCGUACAGCAGUGUUUACAUGUUCAGCGGUUAGAUAUCGACUAGCUCUCCUGUCUUGGCAUCAAAUGAAAGGUACUGAACGCAUACUUCUCAAGGCGGUUUCUCCUUCAAACUAUUCGUCUGGAACGUUAUACAACUCAACUUUAUACAAAAAUCUGUUAGAGAGCGAUAGAGACACAGGACUGUACUGCGUAGCACGGUACUUUCUUGACGGCCCACAACUCUCAGAUAGAGUGGUUAGCAAGAGAAUCAGCCUAGCGUUCAACAGACGUGUUGAAGCCACUUCUGAAGAUCCCCAUGUGCCGCAAAACACUGGCUCUUUGGCACUAUCGGCAUCAAUGGGAUCAGUUGCAAUUGUGUCCUUAAUAGUCGUGAUUGUUCUGGUUACAGUCAUUCUGAAGUACAGGAAGAAGGUCAAUGAAUUCAAACGAUAUGAAGCAUUGAGAAAUCGACAGCCUUUGCUUCCGCCACAAACUUCUGAUAACUUUUAUGAGCCGGUAUACGGUCACGGUGCAGGGCUUAAAAGGCCGAAGGUGACGCCUAAAGUGAAGCCGAAGGUCACGCAGCACUAGGACAUCAUCAUUCCUGUUUGGCUGACUAGACUAGACUAGAAUACUUAACAACGCCAUGUUAUUUUUCAUAAAAAAGUUCUUGCAAGGGGGCCACCCUCUCUUGAAACGUCUUAAAUAUGGCUAUUCGUCUAAAGCGCCCUCCACACUUGCGUGCGUAUCGCGGCGCGACACCGCGAAUGUGUGGAGGGCGCUUAAACGUCUGUCAAUACUAACGUCUAUAAAAUUAUGUACAUAGUCAAUUAAUAUGGCCAUUGGCCACAUCUCCGUACGUACGUGUUCGGUUUUGUGUGCGUUGUUCGCCGUCAUUUGCCACGCAUGCACAUGGAUGUACCAAAAAAAGAUUUUUUUCCCCUCACUAGCUCGGAAACACGUGUUUUGUCCUUUAAUACCAGCGGGUAAAAACGCAUUUUAUCCACUAGUGGGUAAAGUAA
This is a messenger RNA of Leguminivora glycinivorella, 1516 nucleotides long. RefSeq lists its product as uncharacterized. The record is from RefSeq and is a predicted model, not a curated record. Lineage: Eukaryota; Metazoa; Arthropoda; Insecta; Lepidoptera; Tortricidae. The coding region runs from base 27 to 1085 and encodes 352 amino acids. The transcript is spliced from 8 exons.